Molecule: messenger RNA, 1175 nt
Organism: Tachyglossus aculeatus (Australian echidna)
Lineage: Eukaryota; Metazoa; Chordata; Mammalia; Monotremata; Tachyglossidae
Gene: PEX16
Product: peroxisomal biogenesis factor 16
Exons: 11
Coding region: 18-1040 (340 amino acids)
Biological process (GO): peroxisome organization
Cellular component (GO): peroxisomal membrane
Source: RefSeq, a predicted model, not a curated record
CGCGGUGGUCGAGGGGGAUGGAGAAGCUGCGGCUGCUGAGCCUCCGUUACCAGGACUAUGUGACCCGUCACCCCGCCGCCACGGCACAGCUGGAGACCGCCGUCAGGGGGCUCAGCUACCUGCUGGCCGGUCGUUUCGCCGAUUCCCACGAGCUGUCGGAGCUGGUGUACUCGGCCUCCAAUCUGCUCGUGCUGCUGAACGAUGGGAUCCUACGGAAAGAGCUGCGGCAAAGACUACCCGUGUCACUGUCCCAGCAGAAGCUGCUCACGUGGCUGAGCGUGCUGGAAUGCGUGGAAGUGUUCAUGGAGAUGGGGGCUGCCAAGGUCUGGGGGGAGACGGGCCGCUGGCUCGUCAUCGUCCUCAUCCAGUUGGCUAAGGCCGUUCUGCGGAUCCUGCUGCUGCUCUGGUACAAGACGGGCAUCCAGACCUCACCCCCGAUCGUGCCCCUGGAUCGGGAGGCGCAGCUGCACCCCCGAGGUGGUGAACGCGGCCCCGGCAGCCAGGAACGCUCUUACGUGGGGAAGCGGUCGAGCCGAGUGAUGCGAUCUCUGCAGAGCACUCCGUCCUUGCAUUCGCGGCACUGGGGGGCCCCCCAGCAGCGGGAGGGACAGCGGCAGCAGCAGCAGCACCAGCGGGAGGAGGAGUUGAACGCGAGCCCCACCCCCCUGGGCCACCGGGAGACCGUCGCCGAGUCGGUGUUUAUCGCCCGGCCCCUCCUGCACCUGCUGAGCUUGGGCCUUUGGGGGCAACGGUCCUGGAAGCCCUGGCUUCUCUCCGGCGCUCUGGACUUGACCAGCCUGAGCCUUCUGAGCCACACCAAGGGGCUGACCCGGCGGGAGCGGUUGGAGCUACGCCGACGGACCAUCCUGCUGCUCUACUACCUGCUGCGCUCCCCCUUCUACGACCGCUUCUCUCAGGACAGGAUCCUCUUUCUGCUGCGACUGCUGGCCGAUUACGUUCCCGGAGUUGGCUUGGUCACUCGGCCACUGAUGGAUUAUUUGCCUGCCUGGCAGAAAAUUUAUUUCUACAACUGGGGCUGACUGGUGGAGCCUCCUCCCCUCCCCCCAACCGAAGCCAGAGGGAGCAGGGAGCUGCUGGGGGUGGGAGGGAGAGGACCCCACCCCAACCCUCCCUCAGCUCCGCUGCCCUGGAAUAAAGCUGCCCUGUUAGUCGUC